Chlamydomonas reinhardtii is the source of this 1645-nucleotide messenger RNA. RefSeq lists its product as uncharacterized. The transcript has 7 exons. NCBI's taxonomy places the organism in Eukaryota, Viridiplantae, Chlorophyta, Chlorophyceae, Chlamydomonadales, Chlamydomonadaceae. Bases 88 to 1320 code for a protein of 410 amino acids. The record is from RefSeq and is a predicted model, not a curated record.
CCACACUCGGAAGGCCUGCGACACUCGCUUCUUCGUCGAAAACCUGCAUUCAGCCGCCACGGGCGCUGUAGAUAUCUACAAAUUAACAUGAGCGUCAACCGCGCUGGUCGACGGCUACUCUCAGCGGCUGGCGCCUCAGCCGCGGAGCCCGCUGCUGCCGCGGCGCUGGGCAGCUGUGCGCCGCGACUGCUGCAGCUGCUGUCACGCCAGCAUGGUUCUUCUAGCCGCGGCUUCUCAGCCCACGGCACCAGCGGCCCACAAGAGCCCCCCGGCGGCCACGACCGCACCGCCGAGGCGCCGCCGCGCCACCGCGUGGGCGACCUGCCUCGCAGCCGCAGCGUGCAGCAGGAGCAGCUGGCGGUAGGCAGCGACCGCGACAGCGUGCAGGCGGCGGGCGGGCAGGCGGCGUGGCCGCGCCGCAGCCCCGACGCGCCGCCGGACCCAGCCACGCGCCGGGGUGGGCGUGAGACCAUGGGCAGCGAGCGCGAGGCGGAGGAGGCGGCGCGGCUGACCCUACGACACGGCUCCGGCAAGUCGGCGGAGGCGAUCAUGGCAGGGCCCGAGGCGGCGGAGGCGCCGCACAGCAACACGGCCGUCAAGUUCGUGUACCAGCAGCAGCCCAGCCCCUACAGCCACGACACGGACGCGGCGGGCACCACCAGCACUGGAGGGGCGGAGCAGGUGGCCCGGCAGUACAUGGAGACCGCCGGCAGCAGCAAUGAGACGUCGCGGGCGGGCGGGCCCACAGACGACAUCCCCGAGCUGGGCGGAGUCAGCGGCAUGUUUGCGCCGCGCGGUGAGAUGGGGUCCGACUACGGCCUGCGCACGCCGCGCCAGCCCUUCAGCCACGGCGCGCCGCCCGAGGCCGGCGGCGGCGUCCGCAGCGGCUCCGAAAUCCUGGGCAUGUCCGGCGGCAGCGGCGGCACAGGCGGCGGCGGCGGCGGCGGCACAGGCAGCGGCGGCACAGGCGGCGAGGGCUCCGACCGCAGCGGCAGGUCAGACGGCGCGGCGGCAGGCGGCGGUGGUCAGGGUGGAAGUGGAGGUGGCGGUGCUGGCGGUGGAGGAGGAGGCGGACGCGGCAGUGUUGCGGGGAGCUGGCACGUCAACCUGGUCGGCAACGGUGUGGGCGAGACCGUGAAGGCGGGCGUGGGCCGACUGCAGGAGGCCUACAAGGUCAUGUUUGGUGACGGCCCGGCCCGCGGAGUGGGGAGCGACCGCGCGCCCGACCGGGCGGGAGCCGGCGGCCUCGAGUCCCGCCCCGGCAAGCCCACUGACGCGGGCAAGAGCGGCGGCCCGCGUGAGGGGUGGAACAGCCCCUGAUGGGGUUGGCGAGGCGGAGCGAAGUGGCUUAAUCGGCUUAUGGACGGCUUGACAUGUGAAAAGUUCAACGCUGGCCUGGGUGUUGGAAACGGAAAAGUGUGUGCCCGUGGCUUUGGGCGCUGUAGGAACGCUAGGCACAGGUGCAGACGACGACGCGUGCACACCGUGUGGGUAGGCCGGCGCGUGGUUGACUGGUUGUGUGGGGGACUGUGUGCGCGAGUGCGUGUUCGGUCAGGGAGGUUGUACAUACCGUAGAAGGCGAGGUAUACAUACCGUAUGGUAUGGUGCCCACGGCUGUGAGGACUUGGGUCAGCGCAGUUGCAGA